UUCCCGUUUGCUAUAGGCUAAAAAGUUCGUUUUAUUUUGUUAAUCCAACACUGUAGUGAUCAAAAAAAUUUUCGCUCAAUAAAAAGUAAAAUAAAGUUAUUUAGUAAAGGGCUGUAAAGUGCUUAUGUAAAGAUUACAAAACCCUUUGAGUCCAUCAUUACUCAACCACCUUUCACGUUUUUCUUUAGAUGAACUUUUGGAGAAAAUGGAAGUGAAACAUUUCCCGCUUGAAAUUCCCUCCAGAUUUAGUUCUGACACUGGAAAUAGGACGAGCGCUUUACAAGAUGCCAUGACAUUAGAUUCAACACGUGGUCUGAGUUUUAGACAUGUGGGACAAAGGGCACCAAAGACCACCCGAGUUGAGUGGUCCCAAAAGGAGGAGAAAGCAAAUAUUUUUACAAACAUGAAUCACCCUGAUGGAUGAAAAGAGCUUUAUCUUAUCUGUGUGUUCGGUUCUAGUCAGCAGAAAUCUUGUGCAAAGAUAAGACAAUGGGAGCAAUGACCUCAUGAUUCCUGCUGCUUCCAAGUCUAAAUUUUCCAUUAUCACUUUUUUCUUUCCUUUUUCAGUUUUAAUUAUAAAUACUUGUGUUCCAAUCAGACCUGUCACCGAUCUCUUGAUUGUUCCCCCCUUCAGGCAGUGAGAGCUCACGCCUCUUAUCAUGAGAUGAAUGUGUGCUUCAGUCACUAAAGUGAUGAGGACUUUUUUGGAUGGAGAAGUAGCAGCAGCUGACUGGUUUUCAGAGGAUUCCCACUUCCUAAACACGGAAAGCUGAAUUUAUUCGCUCUGUUUUGACUAUAUCGCUGGUCACUCAGUGGACACAAACGGAGCGGAGAGUGAAAUGUUUUUGUGUGCAUCUUCUGCGAGGUUCUGGUCAGCUUUCUGCAUGCAGGGAAUGACGACUCAUUUUAAGACGAGCAAAGCUUUAAAGGUGAAAAAGGAGGCGGGCGAGAAUGCCCCCGUGCUCAGCGACGAUGAGCUGGUGGCCAUGUCUGUGCGCGAGCUCAACCAGCAUCUGCGUGGGCUGACGAAGGAGGACGUUGUGCGGUUGAAGCAGCGGCGGCGGACCCUCAAGAACCGUGGCUACGCCGCCAGCUGUCGCAUCAAACGCGUCACCCAGAAGGAGGAACUGGAGAGGCAGAAGAUAGAGCUCCAGCAGGAGGUGGAAAAGCUGGCCCGCGAGAAUGCCAGCAUGAGGCUGGAGCUGGACGCGCUGCGGGCCAAGUACGAGGCCCUGCAGUGUUUCGCCAGAACUGUGACCCGGGGGCCAAUGUCACCGGGGAAGGUGGCCACCACCAGCGUCAUCACCAUCGUCAAGUCCACCAACCACAACAACGCCAGUCCAACCCCAUUCUACGCUCCGUCCUAGUCACAAGAUCGGGCUCCUGCUGCCUCUGCCUGGAUCUUCUGGGUUCUGACUUGAACCCACUCAGCUAGUUCUGAGAAGAGGCCUGGUAGUUUCCCCAAACUUGGGGUGGUGGGUGGAGCUUUGUCUGACAUUAUGCUGCAAACAGUUCACCUUCUCAAAUAAGAUCUGUGCAUUAUCACGCCCCUUCAAUUCCCCGGCACUGGCAGGAUAUGGAGCCUCGCUGACCCAAUCUCCGUGACUUUUACUUCAGUGUGAAGGGUCCAACAAGCCUUACGGGGCAGCGCCUGGCCCAGAACCUAGACCCCAAAGCAGAAUGUGUAAUCAAGAACUCACCAAAUUACAUUUAUGUAUGAAUUAAGCCUUAUAAGAUGCUGUCUUGAAUAGAUCUGCAAUUUGUCUACACUUUAAGUGCAUCUUAAUACAGUUUAAUGUCUAGUUUCGAGGCAUCUGUUUGUCACAGAGGCCAGAACAGUGUGGUUCAGCUGGAUUUGUUGCCUUAUCGACUCGCGUUGGUGCCUCCGAUGCUGCAUUUGGAAAGAAAAAGUUCUUGGCAAAUGGUUUUAGUCUUUAGGAAAGCCUCAGAAUGACAGAGCUCUAUGCUGCUGAUGCUCUAAUCUAAUCCAAAUGAACCACUGAGUGUGAAAAGCUUCAAAGGAUUUCACUUCUCAAUUUUGGGAUUUUGCGCCUCAUUUUCUUUGAACCUGCAGAAUGAACAGCGUUAGCUGGAAAUCAGUUCAUCAACUGUUGCAUUUAAUGCUUUUGAACAUAAUUGCAAGGGGGGUCCAUGUAAAACAGGAGAGUGGCUCUGCAGCUCCUCCCAAAUCUUUUUGGAGUUUGUGGUUAGUAGCACUUAGAACUGUAAAGUUACAGUAUAAAGUCAUAUGGAGGUGGUUGAUUCUGAUGAUAAGUUGUGGUCUGACCCUUAACUGUAGGUCGAGUUGAAUGUAAUUCUGGAUGGUCAACUGACACGUAUGUUGCAGCACUUACUUGGAGAGGUGUGGCGGGUCAUCCAUAUUGGAUGUGGUGAUACGAAGAGCAGUCUUUUUGAGCGUGUUCCGGUUCAACGUACUUCCUGUAUAUUACAGAUUUAAAAAUGACGACGCUUCUCCCUUGGCUUCCCUUUUUCUGUUGCUCAACUCCGUCCAAACAGAGAUCAUUCCGUCUGCCGGGUCACGGGAAGCGCCGCUGUCGCCGGGGUUGGGAAUUCACCACCCGCUUGCUUUUGACUCACUCUUCUACAAGAGAACUCCUGACACUUAUCUCUAGAAAACGAGGUGUCACAAAAAACAAAACAAAAAAACAAACAAUCGCAGUAACUGACUUGUAAUAUUUAAGUGUGAUACAAACUUGAAAUCAAGCUGUUCUUCCAAACGAUCCAUUCCCAAUUUGGAGCGAAGUAAACAGAGAUUGUUCAUGUCGGGAUCUUCUCUUGGUUAGGAGGACAUGACUGUUCUUUCAUUGUUCCUCUGCUGUAAAGAACAGUUUGGGGAACUUUGCUGCUGUACAACCUGCUGUGAUUUUGUUUUUUCUCGUUAGCAGGGGGGCAUUGCUGUGUUUUUACUCCUAUUUUUUUUCCCCUUUUAAUUUUCACCUGGUUUUUGUUACUAUUUCUGAUAGUUUUAUACAGUAUGCAUACACAGUAUAUGAAAUAUAUAUAUAUAUAUAUAUAAAUGUAUAUGACAUAUUUUUCUAUAUUUAAGUCUUGUACUAUCCAUGGAGUGGUGUGAUUAUGUAAUCAGCCUGUUUUGUUUCAACUUUUCAAGGAAAAAAAAAGAUUCUCACAACAUUGGUUCCCUGCAAGUAUUGAAAUGGUAUUUGGUAUAUUUUGACAAGAGCAUUUAAAAUGGAUUUCAGCUGCAAACGGCCUCCAUUGUGCUUCUAAUGUAAACCUAGUUCAUUAUCUUGUGAAAGUGUACCUGAAAAACUUUUUUUGACAGUGUCAAAGAUGACGGUAAUGCUUCAGCACUUGUUACCUGAAAAAAUGUUUCAACGCAGCUCCACAUGCCCUCCUAAUGUGAAGGUCUGUUUUUAAUCCUGAGGAAAAUGACAUCUAUUUAUGGGUUCAUUUAAGUGUUUUUCUUUUCUUUCUGGGCAACUUGACAGCCUUUUCAAAGCGUAACCGUGACCUCUUGUGGUUAACAUCGAAAUAGCAACAAUGUAGAAUGAGUGUAAGCACUUAGCUGGAUAAAAUGCUUACCGGUAAAUGUUAAACGAUUCUGCUGUGCCAAAUUAAAGACAAACCUUUCUCUGGGUGAUUUUGGUUAAGUGCCACCAAACAUGUUGUCUUUUACGCCGACUUUUUGAAUCGUAUAAAAACAGGAAUAACACAUGAACAUUUUCUGUUUACUAAACUGCAGACGACUUUUUUUAAUCUUUACAGAUAAUAAAGCUUUUAUAUGCGAGGAGCUUAAGUGGACUUUCUUUAAUUUGAUCAGAAACCACAGAAAUACUAAUAAACAUGAAGAAAUGCUCCCUGGCAUAUUGUGAAGUUUAUAAAGUUUUUGUUCCCAAAAAAAAAUAAA
Molecule: messenger RNA, 3889 nt
Organism: Oryzias latipes (Japanese medaka)
Lineage: Eukaryota; Metazoa; Chordata; Actinopteri; Beloniformes; Adrianichthyidae
Source: RefSeq, a predicted model, not a curated record